CUAAAGGCAGGGGCCGAUUGGAAGGAAAUUGAAGUGAAACGGAAAGAAGCCCAUAAAAGCGGGGUUUGCCUCUUUGAAACAGGCCAAGGUAUGUUUGCGGUCGCUACAAGAUUACUUGCUCCGACUAGACUUUUCAUUUCUAAUAGAAACUUCAAACUCACACCCAUGGCCGCGGCUACUUUCUCCUCAAACUCGCCGUCUUACACCCCUUUGAAAAGGGUAGGCACCCACAAUGGAAGCUUUCACUGUGACGAAGCACUGGGAUGCUUUAUGAUUCGCCUAACCAACAAGUAUUUUGGAGCCGAAAUCGUGCGCACGAGAGAUCCGGAGGUGUUACAGACUCUUGAUGCUGUUCUUGAUGUUGGUGGAGUUUACGAUCCUAGUCAAGAUCGUUAUGACCACCAUCAAAAGGGUUUUGCAGAGGUUUUUGGACAUGGGUUUACUACUAAGCUUAGCAGUGCUGGUCUUGUUUAUAAGCAUUUUGGGACAGAGAUAAUUGCAAAAGAGCUUCAGCUUGAUGAAGGGCACCCAGACGUGCAGCGGUUAUAUUUAGCCAUUUACAAAAGCUUCAUGGAGGCAAUUGAUGCAAUUGACAAUGGAAUCAAUCAAUAUGACACUGACCAACCUCCUAAAUAUGUGAACAAUACCCACUUGUCAUCAAGGGUUGGAAAAUUUAAUUUGGAUUGGACUGAUCCUGAUCAGUCUUCAGAGAAGGAGAAUGAAGCCUUUCAAAAGGCAAUGGCUCUUGCCGGCAGCGAGUUUUUAGAUAGUGUUCGGUUUCAUGUAAAAUCAUGGCUUCCAGCACGCUCAAUUGUCAUGGAAUGUCUGGCAGCAAGAAGUGAUAUUGACCCUAGUGGAGAGAUAAUGGUUUUGGAUAGAUUUUGCCCUUGGAAGCUUCACUUAUUUGAGCUUGAGCAAGAGUUGAAGACAGAGCCAACUAUUAAAUAUGUUCUCUACCAGGACGAAAGGAGCAAAAGCUGGAGAGUGCAGGCAGUGGCAAAAUCUCCUGAUAGCUUCGAGAGCCGAAAGCCUCUUCCUUCUCAAUGGAGAGGUCUGAGAGAUGAUGAACUCUCCAAGGAAUCUGGGAUCCCUGGCUGCGUUUUCGUGCAUAUGAGUGGCUUUAUCGGCGGAAAUCAUGCUUAUGAGGGAGCACUUGCUAUGGCUAGAGGUGCCUUGAAGCUCUAAACAGAUUCAGGAGAUGAUACAAUCGCUCCAUUUUUCACAGUAUUCUUCAUUUUGUGUGAAAAGUAUCAUCGUUUCACAAAUGUAUUAGAUUGUUGUGGACUAUGAUACAACCAAGGAAAAACAUGUUCUUAUUAUUGUUCUUUUUUGGGGUGUGUGAUUUGGUACGUGUGAAACAGUACUGGACGGAUCUGAAUUGGAUUUUGCAGAUGAGAAAGUAGUUCAGUUAUUUGAUAUUUAUCAA
Molecule: messenger RNA, 1426 nt
Organism: Cynara cardunculus var. scolymus (artichoke)
Lineage: Eukaryota; Viridiplantae; Streptophyta; Magnoliopsida; Asterales; Asteraceae
Product: UPF0160 protein
Exons: 7
Coding region: 91-1185 (364 amino acids)
Cellular component (GO): nucleus; cytoplasm
Source: RefSeq, a predicted model, not a curated record